AUGUCAGAGAUCACCAUAUCAUUGCAAUCAUUUUUAAAGAUACAUUCACAUUCAUUCAAGUAUUGUACGAAUGCAGUGAACGGAAUAUUAUUGGGAUAUGUCGAAAAGUCAGUAUUGAAUAUCACCGAUGUCAUUCCACUGUCACACUCAAUGACACUGUUACCAAUGUUUGAAGUUGCAUUAAUACAGAUAGAAGCAUAUUGUAAGAUAAAUCAAAUAGAAAUGAUUGGAUAUUAUUAUGCCAAUGAGAAUACAUUUGAAAAGGAUUUGGAGCCAAUUGCAAAGAGAGUGGCAGAUAAACUGUAUAAUGAAUUGAAUUCAAUGUGUUUUUUGGGUGUCACAGAGAUAAAUGAGGAUAAUCCACUCGGUCUCAUUCCAAUCGGUAGAAACAAUGAAAAUCAAUGGGUAAAGAGUAGCAUUAAACAAUUGAGACUCACUGGAGACAAACAAUCACCAUCUUAUCCGAAAUCAAUGAUUCAAGCACAUGUCAAAGAUGGAAAACUUACACAAUUCAACGAUUUCGAAGACUAUUUAAAUAAUCCUACUUUAGAUUGGUUAAAUAGACCAUCUUCUUCUUCUUCACAGUAA
This is a messenger RNA of Heterostelium album PN500, 588 nucleotides long. Its product is annotated as ER membrane protein complex subunit 8/9 family protein. NCBI's taxonomy places the organism in Eukaryota, Evosea, Eumycetozoa, Acytosteliales, Acytosteliaceae. Gene Ontology annotation, cellular component: EMC complex. The transcript has 2 exons. The record is from RefSeq and is a predicted model, not a curated record. The coding region runs from base 1 to 588 and encodes 195 amino acids.